AUGGCGAGGAGCGACCAGGCGCUGCUUGCUCUGCAGGUAGUACUUACUAUUGUGGGGCUUGCUGUAGCUGCAGGAAUCAGGACUUACCAGCAUGCUGCUAAUCUGAGCGGCACUCCGUUCAGCUUCUCAGAAGAUGACAACAAAUUCUUCGUUAUCGGCUGCAACACGGUGGCUUAUGUCAUACAAGAUGAUUCUAGCGUUAGGGGUUGCAUCUCAAGAUGCCUACCAGAAGAGAGGCUCAACAACGGCUCAUGCUCUGGAUAUGGGUGCUGUCGAACGGAGAUCCGGAGGAAUAUGUCAUCUUACAAGGUGUUCCUCAAAGAAAGCUACAACUCCACAGAGGAAUUGAGGUACAGGAGUCGUUGCAGCUACGUGAUGGUGAUGGAAGAAGCCGCACUUGACUACAGUACCACAUAUAUCGACUCCAUGAAAUUCUAUGACACAAGAAAGGGGCAGGUUCCAGCCGUGAUGGAUUGGGCAAUAGGCGGGUAUGCAUGCAAGGCAGCUCGACUCAAUGGGACGUCCUACGCGUGUGUUGGUAGAAACACUGAAUGUGUCGACACCUCGGUCGGGCAAGGAUAUCUGUGCAAUUGCUCCAGCGGCUACGAAGGCAAUCCCUAUACUAUAUCAAUGAGUGACUCGAUGUUGAGAAAUAUCCUUGCCCAGGGAUUUGCAAAAACAGGCCAGGGAGUUACACCUGCUCAUGUCCACCGGGAGAAGUACUGGCAUACGUGCCUAUUGGUGGUGGGGUCACAUAUUGCAGGGCUCCUACAACAAGGACAAAGUGGUCUGAAACUGAAGGCAAGAAAAGGAAGGAAUCUCAAAGAAAAGAACUUUAAGAAGAACCAUGGUUUGCUACUACAGCAAUUGGUUGAUAAAGAUAUCUCUGAAAAGAUGUUGUUUAGUCUGGACGAGCUAGAGAAGGCAACGAACAACUUUGACGAGACCCGAAAGAUUGGUAGGGGUGGACAUGGCACAGGUCCUCAAGCGCUAAGCUGGAGAGACCGCCUCAACAUUGCUGUUGCAGUAGCGAAUGCUCUAACAUAUUUGCACUCAUCUUCAUCAAUAUCAAUAGUGCACAGAGACAUAAAGACAGAUAAUAUCUUGCUUGAUGACUGCCUAACCCCAAAAGUAUCGGAUUUUGGUACUUCCAGACAGAUACCAAUUGACAAAACAGGGGUUACAACAGGUGUCCAAGGCACGUUCGGGUACCUUGACCUUGAGUAUUAUCAUACACACCGAUUAACUGAAAAAUUGGAUGUCUAUAGCUUCGGGGCAGUGCUUGUCGAGCUACCGACAAGAAAGAAACCGUUCUUAUUCCUGUCAUCGGUGCAGAUAGGUCUGGUCUCACAUUUUAAUUCACUGAUUACUUUGGACAAAGUAUGUGAAAUUUUGGACCCACAGGUUAUGCUGGAGGCUGGGAAAGAUGCCGAAACAGUUACAGGACUAGCUGCAACCUGCUUAGCUCAGAAAGGGGAUGAGAGGCCAACAAUGCGACAACUUGAGACAAGGUUACGAGAGUUGCUAGCAACUAGGAGGAACAAUAACAUCAACAAUAAAAAUGUCUCGGAGCAAAACAACGUCAGCAGAGAACUAUUUGCAGCAUAG
This is a messenger RNA of Triticum dicoccoides, 1608 nucleotides long. Its product is annotated as wall-associated receptor kinase 2-like. The record is from RefSeq and is a predicted model, not a curated record. The coding region runs from base 1 to 1608 and encodes 535 amino acids. Gene Ontology annotation, cellular component: plasma membrane. Gene Ontology annotation, biological process: cell surface receptor signaling pathway; protein phosphorylation. Gene Ontology annotation, molecular function: protein serine/threonine kinase activity; ATP binding. The transcript is spliced from 6 exons. NCBI's taxonomy places the organism in Eukaryota, Viridiplantae, Streptophyta, Magnoliopsida, Poales, Poaceae.